GGCGACACACGACUGGUUGUGGAUGACACACACAACCGGGGCGCAAAGGUGGCUGCCAUCAGAGGUGAUGUGAUAAGCGUCUCCCCGCCCCGGGCAGGUGAACUAGCAACCGAGAGGCCAAAGGCAACGGUUUACGGCCAAACAGCCGGGAAAGGUGCCACCGGCCCGCCUCCGCCCGAGAUGACCCCGGCGCCGCCCGCCGCCUUGGCCCUGCUGGCGGCCUGCUGCUGCCUCAGUUGCUCCGCUUUCCCCCGCGAGCCGCCCACCUGGUUCGAGGGCGUCUUCCUGUCAUCCAUGUGCCCCCUCGACGACGGCACCACCCUCUACGGGAUCAUGUUGGACGCGGGGAGCACCGGGACUCGCAUCCACGUCUACACCUUCGCGCACAGGCGCCCCGAGCAGCCUCCGGAGCUGGAAGGGGAAAUCUUUGACUCGGUGAAGCCCGGGCUCUCCGCCUUCGCCGAUGAGCCGAAGCAGGGUGCCGAGACGGUGAGGGGACUGUUAGAGGUGGCCAAACAGUCGGUCCCGGCCAGCUCCUGGAAGCGGACGCCGGUGGUUUUGAAAGCGACGGCGGGACUCCGACUCCUCCCCGACCACAAGGCCCAGGCCCUGCUCUUGGAGGUCCGAGAGAUCUUUGAGCAGUCACCCUUCCUGGUCCCGGAGGACAGCGUGAGCAUCAUGGACGGCUCCUCCGAAGGAAUUCUGGCCUGGAUCACCGUGAAUUUUCUGACAGGUCAGCUGCACGGCCAGAACCGGCAGACCGUCGGGACCCUGGACUUGGGAGGCGCCUCCACCCAGAUCACAUUCCGGCCCCGGCUCCAGAGGACUCUGGAUCAGAGCCCCAGCGGUUACCUCACGUCCUUCGAGAUGUUCAACAGCUCCUACGAGCUGUACACCCACAGUUACUUGGGUUUCGGAUUGAAAGCCGCCCGGCUCGCGAUUCUGGGAGCCCUGGACGUGGAAGGGGCGUCCGGCCGGACUUUCCGGAGCCCGUGCCUCCCGCGGCGGCUGGAGGCCGAGUGGCACUUUGCGGGCGUCAGUUACCAAUACGGGGGCAGCCCGGAAGGGGAGCCUGGGUUCGAGUCCUGCUACGCCGAGGUGGCGCGGGUGGUCCGGGGGAGGCUACACCAGCCCGCCGAGAUCCGCCGCGGCUCCUUCUACGCCUUCUCCUACUACUACGAUCGCGCCGUGGACGCGCAGCUCAUCGACGAGGAGAAGGGCGGGACGCUCCAAGUGCGGGACUUUGAGAGGAAAGCUCGCGAAGUGUGCGACCGGUUGGACGGCCCGCGGCCCGGCAGCCCGUUCCUCUGCAUGGACCUCACCUACAUCGCGGCCCUGCUGAGGGACGGCUUCGGCUUCGCCGACACCACGCUCCUGAAGCUGGCCAAGAAGGUGAACGACAUCGAGACGGGCUGGGCGGGGGGCCACCUUCCACCUGCUGCAGUCUCUGGGCCUCUCCCGCUGAGCCCGGCGCCGGAAAACCGGCGCUCCGGCCCGACGGACAUCCGCCCGGGGGGCCGGCGUCGCCUCGGGACAACCAGAGAGGUUGGGCCGCUAUUCCCCAUCUUCCCGAUGGCCCCGGGGCCAACGAGAUUAUUUAUUGAUUGAUUGAAGGACGGGCCCGGGCCGCU
Tachyglossus aculeatus (Australian echidna) is the source of this 1631-nucleotide messenger RNA. RefSeq names its product ectonucleoside triphosphate diphosphohydrolase 5-like. Lineage: Eukaryota; Metazoa; Chordata; Mammalia; Monotremata; Tachyglossidae. Gene Ontology annotation, molecular function: GDP phosphatase activity; UDP phosphatase activity. The record is from RefSeq and is a predicted model, not a curated record. Gene Ontology annotation, cellular component: membrane. Gene Ontology annotation, biological process: nucleoside diphosphate catabolic process.